AUGGAGAUAUGGCAGCACCGGUCGGGACCGGUAUUGUUUUUGGCUCAGUUAAUGUUGGGAGUGGGAUUCACGAUAGGUCCAUUAAUCGAUAAGCCAUACCUGACCGGUGAUCUGACCAGCGGUGCCACUGAUGAUAAUCAUGAUAAAAAUAAUGCCUUAAUAGAUGUCCACUACUACUACUAAUCAUGUAUUUCGUGAAACCAUAUGUAAAACCCAAACCGGAAGUUACGAACGAAAAU
Molecule: messenger RNA, 239 nt
Organism: Oppiella nova
Lineage: Eukaryota; Metazoa; Arthropoda; Arachnida; Sarcoptiformes; Oppiidae
Source: the annotation of a GenBank genome assembly